This is a messenger RNA of Lentinula edodes (shiitake mushroom), 2619 nucleotides long. RefSeq lists its product as uncharacterized. NCBI's taxonomy places the organism in Eukaryota, Fungi, Basidiomycota, Agaricomycetes, Agaricales, Omphalotaceae. The coding region runs from base 1 to 2619 and encodes 872 amino acids. The transcript is spliced from 5 exons. The record is from RefSeq and is a predicted model, not a curated record.
AUGUCCGAAGAGACCUUCUUACCUCUCAAUCCUCAAUCAUACCACCGAAACGCAAAAGUGUACGUCCAACUCAUGGAAAAGGCGACUUGUAUGCUUGCGACGUCUCAGGAAACUGACCUAUCCAGCUUCCAUGCACUGAUAGACAACGACGUCUUCACUUGCCUCAAUCAUCGGCCACACAACUUUCCCAUCGUGCCCUCCAGAGAGCAAAGUCUGAAUCCUAGUCCAAACUCAGCCACGCUCCCUGAUUUCUAUACACCACGCUGGGUGAUUUCCUCGAUACCUUUCCUGGGAUUCGCGCCCAGCAGCAACCCAUUCAAAUUCCACUUCUUGAAAUGCCUUGACCAUGGAUUCAGUACCCUACCAAUUGAAAAAGACGGCCUGUCAAAAACUUACGCGCUCAGUUCGUCACUACAAGAAGAUUGGGACUCGUUAGAGAGAAAUAUGCGCGCGUUUCUACGUGCCUCAAUUCCUGACGAUCUUCGCCUUUGGCCACUACCAAACUUUUAUGGGUAUCAUGCACGUUGGAGAACGGAAGCAGAGGCGCGUAGUGCAGGAAUGCGAUCUCGUCAAGCAUUUAUUCCUUUGAUUGCCUGUAUCUCUUUCUUCCUUCAAAUGCUGUAUCAUUUGGAGAAUAAAUGGGUUGAUAUUGUCGCGUUGCACAUUCCACCUAACAAGCCCGAUUCUUUCUUGGGAAAGAGACAGAAGGAGUAUGCGGAACUUCGCCGGGGACCUGUCCCUGCGAAGUGGGAAUGGCAAGAGCUACUUCGUAAAGAAACAUCAAUCAGCUCUGAAUGGCUUGCGUAUUUUCAUCAGAUUAUGGAUAUUCCAAUGGUCGGUGCAUUUGUCGAUGUGCACAAUUCUGGGUGUCUUCCCUGGCUCCCUGUGUUCCUUGACUCCAAUAUGCCUCUGAUGCUAUACUGGGGUCAAAUCCAUGAUUGGUCUGUCCCAAAAUUCUUCAAUUUCGUGAUCCCGUUUCCCAAUCCCAUCACGUUUCCGAUUCCCAAUUCUACCACGGUUGACAUGCUUUCUGCAACAAAGACUUCUUAUCCGCCACCAUUAUCAGAAGACCAUUCCUUCAACAAAACCGAAGUAUCUACUCACAAGCCUAAACUAUGUUAUCCACGUAUCACUGGCAGAAGUCUUCCCCGAAACAACGAGGACCUAUUCACAUUCAUCCAACGCAGAGAAGCCCAUAGACUCAAAGUCAUUGCAUCCGAGGCUGCAUCUGAAUGUCAGUCUCGCUUACAGCGAGAAGAAAAUGCUAGGAGAGAUCGACCUCCAGGUAGAAAAGGUGCUCGUGUCUAUUACUGGGACCUUGUAGAAGGGAUCAGGGUGCGGACAGCUGUAGGAAGGAGCAACUAUGAGGAUAUCUGGGAGAGAUAUGGCCCAAGCCAGCGGCGUUAUGAUUCCGUUGCUGAUGAAUGGGAGAUUUGCACGGACCUGGAUCCUGACGGCGGUUGUGAUUUAGACUCCCUUGAGGAUGACCCCAACGAUGAUUAUUUUAUCUCUAUGUCCUUGCAAUCAAAUGAGGAAGCGGGCCAUGAUGUCGGCCCCGCUUCCUCCUAUGCCUAUAUUGCUCGUCUUCAUCCUAAAAAGGACUCGCCGACGGUACCCAUAUCCUUUUUAGAGGCCAUCGAAGACGUUGCCCACCAUAGAUUCGGGUUUCUCAAACGACCUAUCGAAGACAAUAGAGAAGUCGUGGUUCUACCUAAAGUUUGGAAGAAAGUAUUGGGCCUGCUUGGAUGUGGACGCCCCCCUGUGCCUGAUGGACCGCACAAUCACAAUCACAUCAAGCUACAAAUAAUCAAUCUUGUCAUGCAAUUGUUAAAUGCAGUCGAUCUACGACAUGCACCCCAAGAAUACGAUUUGGCUAUCAGGAAUGGGCUCAUGAGACCUCAGAUCCCAUUUGAGGUUGAUGUCUUAACCUCGUAUCACGGAUACCAUUUCUUGAUACAGGUGCAGGAUGCUACAGACAAUGAGCCAUAUCUAAUUGCAUUACGCAGCGCAGCCACUGUUUUGGAAAUAGCUCGUAGGAAGUGGGGUCCAGGAACGGUGGAUAUUAUCAAAUGCUUAAUUGAAGAGGGCCUUGCUUUCAAUACUCUGAUAGCUAGCAAUCCUCCUCGAAUAUGCAAGGUGAUUCCGCGCCGUCGUCCUGCGGUUUUGGGCUUUCGUCCAGCAGGAUUUCUUCCUGAUCUAAAAGAUUAUCAUGGAUAUGAGGUUAUUCAUAACAAGUUUCUACGUUCCGCCAGGGGUCGUGCGGCAUUGUUAGGUGGAGGCAUAGUUGCUCGAUUAGCUCGCGAAAUUGUCGAUAAAAAUGAUGUCUAUGAUGGACCUACCGUACAUGCUCUGCAAGAGAGAGAACAUGCACUUUGUGUGUGGGAAGUGGGCCGAGGUCGUGCAUUUUGGGAUGACCAAUUAACGAGCGAAGAAACGGACCUCAUAUGUGGUACAUACGAGGUUGCUACAGGCAUUGUCUCGAAGGAAGUUUCAAAGGGCGUACACACUUUCGAACAAGAACGAUCUACUCGCAGUCCAAUAUCUCACGAAAGAAUGCAACUUGCCGAUCUGAUGGGGAGCAAUAAUGAAAUCUAUCUGUACGACUAUGUAUUAUUCUGA